GCCCCACGCCCCACGCCCCACGCCCUACGCCGACCGCGUUGCGCAGUUCUACCCGUCGAUGGAGUCUCCCGAGGAGCAUGCGCAGACGCAUUGCGCCCGCGCCGGCACGCUGCUGCAGAGAUACACCAAGAGCCAUUCCGACCAGGUCCAGAAUGAACAGCUCUCCCUCGACGCCCUCGCCGAGCUCGACGCAGCAGCUUCCCGCACUGGCCCCAGCGAGCUGUCAGAACGUAUUACCCAGAUCACCGCACUCGGCGCGAGCAUCCAUCUCGAGCGCCUGCUUCGCAUGGGCCUAAAGCCCGACGCGGAUGCGGCAGAGUCGGGUCUGAGAGCGCUCCUCGGCAACCAACAACCCGCCUCGGCUAGCUACUGCCUGGCACUGACAAAAUUGCUGACGAUCCUCCACAUUCGCUACGAAAGGACGGCCGACAGACAGUUUGUCCUGGAGAGUCUCGACUUGGUUGGAAGCGCCAUCGCGAGCGUGGGCCGAGAUGAUGCUGCGUGCCUUCCGGGCUUGCUGGGAGCCUGUGGCCAGGCGCUGAUCGACCUCUCCGAGUGCGCUAAUUCACCGUCGGCACUGGAAAUGGCCAUUGAUGUUCUGCGCGCCGCAGCGGGUGCCGCCCAAAGUUCGAAAGCUGUUGGUUCAAGCGAGUGGGUGCUCACCCAGCAGACCCUGGCGGAAGCGUUACGUCGGCGCUUCGAGGCGACGGGAGGCGAGCGUGACAUUGCCGAGGCCCAGGCAAUCUUUGACGGCGACGACAGCAAUGCAAGUCUCUCCCCCCGCGAGACGCUGUCGUGUUUGAUGGCUCGGCUGCGUGUCUUGCACUCGCGCUGGAGACUCUGUCCCGGUGGCGCUUCGCUGAAGACCCUGAUAAUGGAGUAUUCUCAGGCCAACCAGCUCCUUGUCCUCAAUGAUCAGAGUCCCAUCCGCCCCGAGCUCUUCCAGGCCACCGGGGCUGCAUUCAACGAGAUGUCCUUUGACCCAAAUCACAAACGGGGAGUGGCCUUUGCCUCCAUCCUGGGAGGAUACCGGGCGGGAGAAGAGUUGCUGUCGACGUGGGACGAGAAACCCGCCGACUGCCCAGGGUUUGCCCCAUACUUGUUCGCAAUGGGCAAGGCCUGGGAGCUCCAGUUCCACGCAUACUACUCGCCCGAGGCCCUCGGUGUUGCCCACGGCAUGUUUUCCCAGUGCCUCAGACUGACCAGUCCCGACUCGAGCCACUACGCGCUAAGAGCAGCCGCAAUGAUCGGAGCCCAGCGGAUGAAGCGGGACCUAGGCUUCGCCGGGGACAAGCCGGGAGACGAAUCUGCGAUAAAGACUCUGACGACGGUCUUGCUUGGCAAGCUGCCCUUGGAAGCAAAAGCAAAGGCCGCCGUUGCCACCGAGUUGGGAUACACUGCGUUGCGCCAGUACGACAGCGCCGCCGCCGCCGCCGCCGCCGCUCCCCAGAAGACUUCCUCCUGGUUGGACCAGGCGAUCCGCCACUUCCGGAAGGCCGUGUCGUUCAGCUGCACUGACAAACUCUCCCAAGUGUAUGCCCUCAAAACGCUCGCAGACGUCUUGGCGACGAGAGCGAACAGUCAUCUUCAGCGAGACCUCAAGGAGCUCGCCCUGAAGGACUGCGAUGACGCCCUACAUGUCCUCGACCGUCUCGCCGCGGCCUGCCAGGACAUCAAAGUCAACCUGCAGGAACGGUACGACACCCUCGGCGAUGUCAGGGAGGUGCAGUUCAAGAUACACGGCGACCAGAGAUACGCGGAGAAUGCCAUUGAAGCCUGGGAGAAGCUAUACGCAGGAACGGACGGCGUCUCCAUCUCGCGUCUGAUGACGGCCACCAAGGCGGCGGCCCUCCAGCAGCGCAUUUCCGGGGACCACGGCAGGGCAGCCCGGGUGUAUCGGAGUGUCGUGCUGGCAUUUCUCCAAGUCGUGUCGCCGUCGGAUACCAGGUCGGAGCAGAUAUGGAAGCUGCGGCUGCUCGGCCGCCUGAACGUGCGGGCGCUCAGCGAAGCCCUCAUGGCCGGGUGGCCCGCCGAGGAGGUCCUCGAGGUCGCUGAGCAGUGCCGCAGCGUGAUCUGGAACCUGGUGCUCGGUCGAAAAGCCAGCGCCGCGGACCUCGAGGCUAGACACCGGGCCCUAGCCGCGCGCUUCGUGAAAGCAAGAACACUUCUGGCAAGAAGCCCGAAGGCUGCGGCCGGGGCAGCAGCUGGCGACAGGUCAUGGGGAGGGCUGCUGGCGUCCAACCAAUUCCAUACGGCGGACGAGUAUAACGAAGUGCUCGCCGAGAUACGGCAGCAGCCUGGGUUCGAGGACUUUCUCCUGCCCGGACUUUCAGCCGAAAGGCUGCUCUCGGUGUCCUCGGAGGGCCCAGUCGUCCUGUUCGUCCAGAGCAACGUGUCGUCCCAUGCCGUGGUCGUCUCGCAAGCGGGAGUCUUGGUCGAGCCCCUGCCGGAUUUUAGUCAGAAGCGCUGCGAAGAGCACUACACACACUUCAACACCUUCUUGGAGGCGCGCCAGAAAGACCCCGCCAGGGCAGGAGAGGUGCUCGAGGACUUGCUCCAUUGGCUGUGGGACGCGGCGGCGGGCCCAGUCGUCUCGGCGCUUGCGAAAGCUGGAAUAUGUCGGCGCGACCCGCAGCCGACAGGCAGCCGUUUGCCCCGGCUGUGGUGGGUAAGCAGCGGCUGGAUCAGCGUGUUCCCCAUCCACGCCGCGGGCGAAUAUAGCAACUCGAAAAACCCGAAACCAAGCGAGAGACGGCGGCACGUCUUUGACUUUUUCGUGUCGUCUUACACGCCUUCGCUCGGGGCCCUAGAAUACGCGCGGAGGACAAUGCACCGCAUGAGCUCUAAUACGGUCUCGGCUACUGAUACUAACCGCCUCCCCGAGGCCGCACUAGUCAGCAUGAGGUUCACGCCCGACGUGCAGCCGGACCUGGAGCACGCCGCUAGCGAAGUGCGAGAAGCCGAGGCCAUGCUGCGGCGCGGAUACAAGGUCACCACCAUGGGACACCCCAGAGAGGAGUUCCAAGCCGUGCCGUACCGCAAGCCCGUGGUGCAGGCGCUGCGGACGUGCGAGGUGGCCCAUUUCGCCUGCCACGGCGUCGCCGAUCCGCUGGAGCCGCUCCGCAGCAGGCUGCUGCUCUGCGACUGGAAGGGGGGACACUCGCUGACGGUCGGCUUCCUGAUGCGCAUCGAGUUCAGGUCUUGCCGGCUCGUCAACCUCUCGGCCUGCGACAUGGCCGUCAACCGGGACCUGCUGCUGCGCGAGGAGGGCCUGCACGUGGCCGGCGCGUUCCAGAUGGCCGGCGUGCCGAACGUGCUAGCUACCAUGUGGCCCAUCGUGGACGCGGUUGCGCCGCAGGUGUCGAGACACGUGUAUUCGGAGCUGCUCGGCAGUGGUGAACGGCUCCAGGUUGCAAACGUUGCCGAAUCUUUGCACAAGGCCGUGAUGGGUUUGAUGAAGAGCGGCGAGAGUGUGGCGGUUUGGGGUCCUUAUGUGCACUUUGGUGCCUAAACGAUGAAGCAUGUGAGACCCUCUUGGUUUUCGUGACCGAGAAAGCAUCCCUAAAUCUCAAGCAUACUUCUGUUCUACGGAUGAGAAAAUACCUGACCUAUCCCUAGUCCCCUAGCGUACUUGGUGUUUGAAACAACCCAUAUUCUCCAUCAAUCCACAGCCGUGGGUCGGAUGGCGUGAUGGUAGCGCGUUACUUUCCGGUGACGUGGCAUGACUCGUGAGUCUCCAUUCUCGGCUGGCGAGUCCCAGCUCCAUCGAACCACAUUUUUGCUUCUUGUUUACUCAUCAUACUCUUCUCCUUUGUUUUCGGACAGACCUGGUGUAAGAUGUGGUCGCUGCCAUGUAAGAUGUAGUCGCUGCCAUGUAAGAUGUAGUCGCUGCCAUGU
This is a messenger RNA of Lasiosphaeria miniovina, 3897 nucleotides long. RefSeq names its product CHAT domain-containing protein. The record is from RefSeq and is a predicted model, not a curated record. The transcript has a single exon. NCBI's taxonomy places the organism in Eukaryota, Fungi, Ascomycota, Sordariomycetes, Sordariales, Lasiosphaeriaceae. Bases 59 to 3511 code for a protein of 1150 amino acids.